AUGCAGUUCCACCACAUCUGGGUCUUCUUGCUGGUUUUAAUACAAAGUUCACUGACCGAAGCAGGAAAAUGUCCCAAAGAGUGCAACUGUGACGGCACAAAGCUCUCCGUAACCUGCAUCAGCAAGAACCUGACAGAGAUUCCAGCAACCAUCGACGAGAUCACAGUGAAACUCGACCUGAGGAAUAACAACCUGCAGCUGCUCUCCAGGGGUGCGUUUGUGCACACCCCGUACCUCACUCACCUCAACCUGCAGCGAUGCAACAUCGUCAAGGUGAAGGAAGGAGCUUUCCGCACGCUUGGCCGUGUGACCUCUCUGAACCUGGCCUACAACAAAAUCGACAUCUUGUACCAGGAGUCCUUUGACGGCCUCUCCUCCUUGAAGGAGCUGAUCCUGGACCAUAAUCGUAUCGAAGAGAUCCAACCUGGAGCUUUCAUGCAGCUGGGCUUUCUCAACAUGCUGACCCUCACCCACAACCAGCUGGUGUACAUCCCCAACAUGGCCUUCCAGGGUCUUCAAAGCAUCAAGUGGCUUCGUCUCAGCCACAACUCCCUGAACAACCUGGCGCCUGAGGCGUUUGCAGGACUCUUCACCCUCAAUCGAGUCAGCCUGGAUCACAACGAGCUGCAGUUCUUCCCCACGCUGACGAUGACGAGACUCCGUGAAGUCACGCGCCUGGACAUGAGCCACAACCCCAUGAUCUACCUGGGCGAGGAGUCUGUGUCCAUGGCGAAACUCACCCACCUCCACCUGAACCACAUGUCCCUCCAGGACCUGUCGGACCAGGCCUUGUCCGGGGCCCCGCUCCUCUCGCACCUGGACCUCAGCCACAAUCAGCUCCGCUACCUGGAGCCCCUUUCAGGCCCCAAGCAGCUGAGCAGCCUCAACCUGACCGGGAAUCCACUUUACUGUAACUGCUUCAUGCGGCCCCUGAAACAGUGGGCUCGAGCUGGCUCCGUGAGGCUGGCGGGAGCCUGCGCCGGCCCCCCACACCUCUCGGACGAGCCGCUGCAAGCUGUAGCUCCUGCGGAUCUGCGGUGCCGCAGCAGGACGGAGGCGCCGAAGGAGGAGGACGAGAAUGACGAUGAGGCCCUGAAAAGCAGUCCGUCCACGCCCACGACCACGACCACAGCCAAGCCCAAGCAGAAAGUCAAGUGUCCAGUUAACUGUCAGUGUGACGUGACCCAGCACGCCACAUGUGAGGGUCGAGGGCUCACCAGAAUCCCCCGAGGCUUCCCCGCCAAGACACAGCUGCUGGACCUCCGUAGUAACCACUUCCACCACCUUCCUGCCAACAGCUUCCCCGGAGCCGGCCAAGUUGUCUCUCUUCACCUGGAGUUCUGUAAAAUCCGUGAAAUUGAAGCCGGCGCCUUCCAGGCUAUGAAAGACCUCGUAUACUUAUAUCUUUCUGACAACGACCUGACGACCUUGGAGCGCAGAGCCUUCGCUGGAGUCCCGAAACUCACCUACCUCCACCUGGAGGGGAAUCGUCUGGCUCGGUUUCCUGGAUCAGCUCUUUCACUCUUACCAAAUCUGUUUGUGCUACAUCUGGAGCGAAAUGCCAUCUCCAAGCUGGAGCCCUCCGGGUUGCCUUCCUCUGUGACGCCGAAACUCAGGGAACUGUACUUGAGCAAUAACACUAUAACUAUGAUAAACAAGGGUGCUCUGGACUCUGCUCUCCUGGGGACUCUCCACUUGGACUCAAAUCAGCUGAUGGAGGUUCCGACCCACGCCCUGUCUGGCGCUCCGAAUCUGGAGGAACUCAACCUGUCUCGAAACCUGAUUUCCUGGGUGGGACCGAAAGCUUUUCAGCCCAUUUCCCAAAGUCUGAAGAGACUUUACAUGGAUCAGAUGGGAAUAAAGAAGAUGUCCAGAGACGCCCUGCUGGGUCUGGGAGCAGGACUUCGAGCUCUGACCGUGAGAGGAAACAAGCUGAAGGAGCUUCCCGACCUGAGUCCACUCACUGGCCUGGAGGUGGUGGAUUUGCAGGACAACCCGCUGGAGUGUGACUGUCUCCUGAUGCCUCUACGCAGAUGGAUGGAAAAUGUGGGUUUGGAGGUGAUUGCAACCUGUGGCCACCCUCCUGAGCUCCGAGGCAAAAAGGUUAAGGAUUUCCAAGUCUUCACAUCCUGCCCAGAAGAAGUCUCUCGUCCAGAGGAGGAAGUUAUGGUGACUUCAAGACCUCUUAAAAAAACUCCCAAGCUGAAGAAACCGAAACCCAGCUCACUGAAGUCUCCCAAGGCUCGGCCCACAAAAACCAAAGUUAAAGUGAAUAAACCAGCCAAGAAACAGCCUGCAAAAAAACCAGUGACACCGAAACUGUCCAAGAACAAGAACACGCUAUAUUAA
This is a messenger RNA of Salarias fasciatus (jewelled blenny), 2349 nucleotides long. RefSeq names its product chondroadherin-like a (gene chadla). NCBI's taxonomy places the organism in Eukaryota, Metazoa, Chordata, Actinopteri, Blenniiformes, Blenniidae. Gene Ontology annotation, cellular component: plasma membrane. The record is from RefSeq and is a predicted model, not a curated record. The coding region runs from base 1 to 2349 and encodes 782 amino acids. The transcript is spliced from 10 exons. Gene Ontology annotation, molecular function: transmembrane signaling receptor activity; protein binding. Gene Ontology annotation, biological process: toll-like receptor signaling pathway; immune response.